Messenger RNA from Aquila chrysaetos chrysaetos, 4744 nucleotides. RefSeq names its product solute carrier family 25 member 29 (gene SLC25A29). The transcript is spliced from 4 exons. Gene Ontology annotation, biological process: mitochondrial L-ornithine transmembrane transport. The record is from RefSeq and is a predicted model, not a curated record. Gene Ontology annotation, molecular function: high-affinity L-arginine transmembrane transporter activity. The coding region runs from base 2362 to 3072 and encodes 236 amino acids. Lineage: Eukaryota; Metazoa; Chordata; Aves; Accipitriformes; Accipitridae. Gene Ontology annotation, cellular component: mitochondrion.
GCGGGCGGCGGCAGUGCGCGGAGCGGCAUCGCGCAAGGGCUGGGCCCCGCCGGGGACGGAGGGUGCCAGCAUGGCUCUGGAUUUCCUCGCUGGAUGCGUCGGCGGUGCUGCCGGAGUGCUGGUAGGACACCCAUUUGACACUGUUAAGGUGGGUUGAUUAUGAAAUACCUUUGUCUCUAUGUAGAGAACUUGAAAGUUUUUCCAAGGAGUGGGGGAAGAAAAAAAUCCCCAGGCACUGUAGGAGCAUAAAUCUGUGCUGGAAAGCUUGGAGCGAGCCUCCUCAACCACUCUUUAUAGAUUUGCAGUCUCCAGCUCUUCAGAAGGGAAAAAAUUCCUUGUAUGUGUCAUUCAACCCAGUAACAUGACAAACAUUGGCCUGAACUACAAGUUCAUCAGUGCAGUAACAAUGUUGUAUUUGAAAAUACAAUCUUACCUUUAACUUAAUUUUGUUCUAAGCUUGCUUCUCUGCAGCUGUUCAUCACUAACUGCUCAAACUGCCUCCCCCUGCGUUUGUAACUCAAACCUACUUCGUUACUAGGUUGAAAUCUCUGUUUCCCCUUCAAGCUCUGCUACUUACUCCUCAAGCAUUAAUUUGUUACACUAGCCACAGGGUGUAAGUGGAUAAAAAUCCACAGCAUGAAGCUUGCCUGGGGGCUUUUUCCUCCCUUUAAGUAUGACUAUAUAUUUUUAUAACUUUCCAAGUUAAGAUUGAUUUUUCUGAUGGUCUGUUAGCUGUAUGUAUUAUGCAUACUAAGGGUAGUUAAGACCUGUUCAAACAUAAGAUUUUAAAUCUCUUGGAGGGCCCUUCAGCCAGGACUCCCAGGGGUCCAAGCCCAUUUUUCAGAAUGGGAUGACAAGUUAAGUCACUUUUCAGCAGCCUUAUCCAAAGUAUCACAGUGGAAGAAUAGAAGAAGGGGUGCCAAUAUAUUCCCUGCUAAAUUAAUAUACCAGAUCACUUGACUGCAGCAGAGAGCAUGCCACCCUCUAGAUCUAUAUUUGGAAUACCUCUACCUUGCUGAAUUUAGAUAUGCAAAAGGCUGACAGAGUUAACGAGGUCAUCACCAUAUUCUGUAUUCUAGCACAUGGUUAAUUCAACACAGAUUUUCCUAGCUAUUGGAUAUUAGUCCUUGCCAGUCAAGUGCAAGCUGCUCAAAUAGUAAAAACUGUAUGUAUGUUUCUCAGAGUAGGGUAAAUUUGACUGUUACGUAAUUGGGUUGAAUUCUAGUAUAUAUUUUUCAGGAAUGGUAUUAUCCAGACUCGCACAUAUUUUAUUUUUAUAGUGGUACAGGGCCAGCUGUCUUUUUCUCUCCCUCCCACCCUGCCAAGUUUUACAUGCUUAACUUAAGGUGAUGGGUCAUUUCACUGAAGCCAGCAAAACUGCUAAAACUCUAUGCUCAGACUAAGGUUAAGCAUGUGUGGGUGGUUUUUUGUUUUUAAAGUGGAACAGCUUCUAGUGCAUGAAACUAAACAUUUAAGUGUCUGCAAAACUGGGGCUCCCAUGCUAGUUCCAGCAGAUGUAUUAUUGCAAAAUAGAUGUGUUGGCUUUAGAAAAAGCAUCUUGCUUUACAAUAGAGCAAAUAGUUUGUUUCUGGAUGACUUCAACUGUUCUAUGAAAUCCAGUAUGGCACACUGUAUUUUCAUGCCCAUUAGAAGGUAUUAUAAGCAUUUCUUUUAUUUUUCAGAGAAAAUACUAAUGUUUGUGUUAUUAGCUGGCAUUGUCACCACUGUAUGUGGGAAAACUAACACUAUAACCAGUCUUUAAAAAAAAAAAAAAAAAAAAACCACUGACAGACAUUGCAUAAUUUGUUGUGUAUAUAUAUGUGUUAAGAAUUAACCCUUUUUAUAGUUCUGCAGUGUUUAAAGGGCUAGCUGGUAGUCACCUUAGACUGUAAGUUUUUAAUAUAACUGAACAAUGGGAAAGCUGCUUAGAUAAGCCAGAAUUUUACUUCUGUCUUGGCUUUUAAGCUCCUUUUUUGACCGGUGAUCAUGUUUCACAAAGCGGGGAGGGGGAUGGUGGGACACACAGGGAGAGAUUAAGCUGGUGAAGUCACCCUGCAAAACCCACAACUGAGCUGAUCUCAGAACUGGCAAACUCCUUAUCCCUGGUUUGUUGAUGUAAUGUAUAAAAUUGCUUUUUUGCUUUUAACUGCCUUUACUUUCUGAGCUAGGGGCUGUCUUCAUUAACAGCAAAAGUGUUACUUUGUUGUAGAUGACAGAUAAGCCUCAUCACGGGAGAGUUACCUAGUUCGCCUACAAGUUCAAAAUGUAGAGAAACCUCUCUACCGUGGGACCUUCCAUUGCUUUCAGACCAUCAUAAAGCAAGAAUCUGCUUUUGGACUCUAUAAAGGUAUUGGGUCACCAAUGAUGGGACUUACCUUCAUUAACGCACUUGUGUUCGGUGUACAAGGAAACACACUUCGUGCUCUUGGAAAAGACACUCCUCUAAACCAGUUCCUUGCAGGGUCAGCGGCAGGGGCUAUCCAGUGCAUCAUCUGCUGUCCCAUGGAGCUGGCAAAGACAAGAAUGCAGCUUCAAGGAACAGGUGAAUACAAACUAAAAAUGAAGAACUACAAAAAUUCUCUGGAUUGUUUGAUCAAAAUCUAUCGAAAGGAAGGGCUGAGGGGCAUCAACAGGGGCAUGGUCUCUACAUUCAUAAGAGAGACCCCAAGCUUUGGCUUUUACUUCCUGACCUAUGACUGCAUGACCAGGUAUUUAGGCUGUGAAGCUGAAGACAGUUACGUUAUUCCCAAGCUGCUGUUUUCUGGGGGGAUGUCGGGAAUCGUGUCCUGGCUCUCGACCUAUCCCGUGGAUGUGAUCAAAUCCCGGCUUCAGGCUGAUGGAGUCGGAGGCAUUACACAAUACAACGGCAUUUUAGACUGCGUCAGAAAGAGUUACCACGAAGAAGGCUGGAGGGUGUUCACAAGAGGUCUUACUUCCACACUUCUCCGUGCUUUUCCUGUCAACGCAGCUACCUUUGCUACUGUCACUGUGUUCCUAAUGUAUAUGAGGUCAGAAGACAACCUUCGUGAAUGUGAACCAGGUCCAGUAAUCCAGCAGCCUUCCAGUUUGUGAACCUUACCUGUUUGUUCUCCUAAUCCAAAGCCCGGCUGGUUGGGUUUUGCUUUGUUUUUUUUAAAAUGUAAACACUUGACCUGCACAAGUGGUGUAAACGUAUGCUAUCUGUGUAAAGAAUUCCUUAAUGUGUCAAAUUAGGAUUUCAUCUCAUUACUUGUAUAAACAGCGUAUUGCCUUAUUAAGGACUUCAUAUCUAGUAGUAUCCAAGUAAGACGGGGACCUGCCUUUAGAAAGUACUGUACAGUUACUGUUGCGGCUCCAGAAGAGGACCUGGAGAAUGUCAUAGUACCAGAAAUCAGGUUUUCUUCCACUCAUUUUCUGAAAGACUGAGCCGAGUUGAAUGCAGAAGUGUCUUCAGAAAAGAAAUGCUCUUUUUGUAUGUAACAGCAGUAAAUAUAGUCCUCUGAGGUGAAGUAGGGGGAGGAAAUUAAAUGCUGGAAGCAUUUUGCAGGUAACCCUGAACUGUUUUAAGACAUGGACUAGCAUUCAGCUAGCCAUGUGUUUUACUUUUCCUCUGCUUUUAUACAUCUGUGGUUUUAGUAGCAACUUUGUUCAUACUGGUUUGCAAAAAAAAAAAAAAAAAAAAAAAAAAAAAAAAGGAAGAAAGAUUUGUUCCUAAGCUACUCCCUCACCUUUCAGCUUUGAAUAAAUAUCUUAAGCACAAAGUUACCAUCUGCACUCAAACGCACUUGUUCCUUUAAAUCUCAAGGCUUGUAAGGAUUUAGGGAAACUCAAAUUUAUUAAGAUUGAUGUUAUUUGCCUUCAACUCUAUUUCUCAUUUGGUGGGUGCACAGAUUGUAUUGACUACAUUCAGACCAAACAGACUUUUGUUCUCUGAAAUUACUGCAACUUUGCGCCACUUCUCCCAAUGUGCCCCAUAGCAGCCAGUGAUGUACAGAAGUCAAAGUCCUACCUGUGGUAUUGCACAAAAUGUUUGUGGGUGCAAUGUUAGCUUAGCAGCUUAAAGUACUGUAGAAAUACGUACAUGUUUAGAACUGCAGGUUUCAUAAAUUUGCAGAAAAUAGGGGUGUGUCUGAAACAGUUGGUGUUCAAUACACUUGCAUGAUGAAUUUAAACAAUACUGAUUUUUAUGUAUUUAGUUACAGUGCUACUGGAAAGACAACUGAAAAGGGUUUUGGAGAAUUUUCUUGUUACGUUAAUCCACUGUGAUUUUUUUUUUUUUUUUUUUUUUAGCAGUCUGUUCAAGAGGGACUGCAUUAGUCAAAGAGCUAUAAACAGUUAUUUAAGAUUUGGAGUAAGAACUACACAUAUUUGGCACAAAUAGCUAGGAGGAAGGAGUGCAUGUGUGUGAAGAAUGUUCUAAAACGUAUCAGACUAGUUCACUAAGUACAACUUGUUACACUUUUGGUUGGGACAAGUGCAAUAUGUGUUUAAUUUAUAUGAAUUUUCUAAAGAAACCUUAUUUCAUAGCAUUUUGCACUGUAACAAAAUAUGCUGGAGAAACCUGUAAAACUGGUAUGUCUUUUUAUACCUUGGAGGUAUGUUGGAUGUUUUAGUGCCUACUCGCACUGAGAUUCAAAUUGAAUGUUAAAUCUGUCUACUAAGCUGCAUAUGCACAACAACUCACAGCAAAGACCAUUUACACCUUUGUACAGUAGUCUAAUUAUUGUAUAUAAAAUGGAGGGAAUAAAUUUUUUUUAAAUUUUGA